Molecule: messenger RNA, 3302 nt
Organism: Grammomys surdaster
Lineage: Eukaryota; Metazoa; Chordata; Mammalia; Rodentia; Muridae
Product: cingulin-like protein 1
Exons: 4
Coding region: 36-1703 (555 amino acids)
Source: RefSeq, a predicted model, not a curated record
UGUGUCAGGGGGUCUAGGGGUGAAGGCAGGCUGCAAUGUCUGUGGAGAAAGAGCUUCCGUUCCUGUUUUCACACCCGGGCCGGAAAGUACGGAGUAAGCAGCUUAGGGAGCCGCGGGGACGCAGUAAGGCCCGGAUACCGGGCACCCGUAGGAAGCCCCGCCGGGACCAAAGGCGGUCGCCACCGGAGUCACAGUGCAAGAAGGCGCAAGUGCGAGAGAAAGAGAAGGUGUGGAUACCUUGGAAUGGACUCAUCGUGAUUGGGAAGAGAGUGGAACUCUUGGAUAGAAACGUGCAAAAGUCUAACCCAAAGUUGGAAUCUGAGUACUGGAAGCUGGAGGGCGCCGGGAAGAAAUUCUCAAAAGAGAAAUCAGGCCUGCAACAGGAGACGGUGGACGGGAAGCUCUUGAACAGUGUAGGAAGGACGGUGCAGGCUCCAGCAGGUUUGGAGGAUGACAGCCCAGAGAAGACUUGGAGAGAGCUGGAGGACAGACUCAAAGCUGGUGUACCCAAAAGCGCAGAGAUGACUGCAGAGCGUGAAGAAAACGUGAAGUCUACCUCUAGGGACACUGGAGGGGACUUGAGGUCUAGAGGGGAUCAACUGAGGCAGAAUGAGGAAUUAGAGUCGAGUGGAGAGAACUUGAUGUCCAAGAAAGAGAAACGGACAUCCAUUGGAGAGAAGACGGUAGGCAGAAGAGAGAAGCGGAGGUCUACUGAUGAAAAAAUGGACAGUAGGGAGAGGCGGGGGUCUGUUGUAGAGAAAAUGGACAGUAGAGAGAGGCGGGGGCCCAUCAGAGAGAAAGCGUUGGACAGUGAAGAGAAGAGAGGAUCCAUUAGAGAGAAGGCGGCAGAGAGUAGAGAGAGGCGGGGGUCCGUCAGAGAGAAGGUGUCAGACAGUGGAGAGAAGCGGGGCUCCAUCAGAGACAAGAUUUCCGACACUAGAGAGAGGCGAGGGUCCAUCAGAGAGAAGGUGUCAGACAGUGGAGAGAGGCGGGGGUCCAUUAGAGAGAAGGUGUCGGACAGUGGAGAGAAGCGGGGCUCCAUCAGAGACAAGAUUUCUGACACUAGAGAGAGGCGAGGGUCCAUCAGAGAGAAGGUGUCAGACAGUGGAGAGAGGCGGGGGUCCAUUAGAGAGAAGGUGUCAGAGACUAGAGAGAGGCGGGGGUCCAUCAGAGAGAAGGUGUCAGAUAGUGGAGAGAGGCGGGGGUCCACCAGAGAGAAGGUGUCAGAGAGUAAAGAGAGGCGGGGGUCCAUUAGAGAGAAGGUGUCAGACAGUGGAGAGAGGCGGGGAUCCAUCAGAGAGAAGGCGAAAUUGAGUAGAGAGAAAUUGAGGCCCAGUGGAGAGAAACUGAGACCUGGUGAUAAAAGUUCAAGAUCCACUGAAGAUAUACUGGAGUCAAAUAUUGAGGAAUUGGAGUCUGAUGAGGUGAAGCUGGAAGAGCAUUCAAGAACAGGAAGUGCCAUCGAAGAGACUAUUGAAAGAGUGAUAAAUAUUACUGGUGGUGAAAGUUUGAUGGAAAAUAUGAGUCAGGAAAUGCAAAUUCCUUCUGAAAGUGUGCAAGACAUAGAUGACCACGAAGGAGCAGAGGAAGGGGUGGAGAUUGACCGUAAUAUCUUGGAUGGAGUGAGCGAGACUGCUGAUGAAUCUGUUCCUAAGGAAGAGAAAGACACUCUUGGAGAGAGCUCCAAAGAAUCAGGUGGAUGAAAAUGCAAGGAGACAAUAGAGCUGAGGACUUUGUUGGUCUUGAAAGGGUGAAUAUGAGUGAGGAGUCUGGACCUCAAAGGAGCAUGGGAAAGGAACUGCAGGAGCCACUGGGCAUGGAGGCCCAGCCAGUGUCAGUGGACGUGAAGAAUGGGAGGACAAAGAAAACAUUUUAAGGAGAAAGAAACGAUUUGGGAGUGAAUGCUAAGAAGACGGACACUGACUGUUUCCUGCUUGAAGAACCGUUUGAGAAAUGGGUCUAGGGUGGCUGGAUUUUGACAGAUAUGUACAUGGUCAGGGGUACGAGAUGUAGGAGAAGGUCCAAAACAGAUUAGAGCUGGAUAAAGGUUUGAUGUUGAGGGCCGUGGGAGAAGCAGCAAAGAAGGAGGUGACUGAAACAGACACCAAAACUGAGGGGCUCCAGCCGGGAGAAACAAGGGGAGAGGAGCGAUGGAAUGAAAGAUGAAGGACACCACAAGCCACACCCUGCCACAGUGCUUAGGCCCAUGUCUUCCUGAGACCAUCAUUUGAAGAUUCCUCUGGUGAGUCUGUGAGCUGAGGUGUUGUCGUCUCUUUAAGAGACACCUUCCUAGGCACAAGGCAAAGACUCAGCAUUUGCCCCUGUAUGGGAAAUGAUCUACACUUCUGGAAGUAUAGCUGCUGAUGAAUCACCAGAUUUCUGUUCCUUGGCUGGAUCACUCACCUGAGAUAUCAGAUGUAUUCCACCAGAUCCCAGACACCAGUGAAAAUCAAGCUACUAUGACAGAUGACAAAUGCCACCUGCCUCGAAAGUGCAGUUCCUAAGACUUCCAGACUAGACCUGCUCAGCAGCGCUCUCCUGACACCUUCUGCUCCUGCACCUGGGCUUACACCACAGAACACCCUUUCCUGAGGCCUUCCUCUGAAUCAAAGCAGGAUACCCAGACAUACCAGUGGAUGAAGGCCCGCUCCCUCAGAGGAGCCACUUGGUCCAAAGGCAUUUGGAAAACAGAAGAAAUACAACAGAGAAGUUUUAUUAGCCUGUCAAAGUUUCUGGUAUGUGGAUUAUUAUUCUGUCUCAAAUUUUGCUGCUACUCGAGAAGUUUUGACUUAGCGAAGAAAAAAACCUAGACUCCCAGCCUGUUGUUGCCCUUGCCUUAGUACUUGAGAUGUGGAUUUGGACUUGGUGUCAAAUAGCCAUCCCGGCUGCUUGCUGAGCAUCAGUAGGGCCCACCCUCAGCCUCGGGCCACACCCAGUCAGGUGUCAUCAGGCCUAGCAGGAAGACUGGAGCCCUGAGAAGGAUGUGGAACCAGGGUGGGAAGAAAGAGGCAAGGCACUGUUUAGGGGAAGGACAGGAGGAAUAGUCCAUCUUCUGGGCAAAGCAGGAGGAAGGUCUUUAAUGAAACAUCUCAGAGAACAGGGUGGAUCUGCAUAACCACCCCAGAUCCAAGGCACAGAGGAGGUUUGAAAUGUCCAGGAUAAAUAGUACCUGUGGGGGGGAGAAAGAGCCAGCUCCUCCCCUUUUAGUCUUACUAAACAGUCUCACUGUGGGCACCAAAAUAUAUUAAUAUCUGUACAUUUGUCAUCUUAAAAAAAAAGAAGAAAAUAAAACCUCCUUGGCA